Molecule: messenger RNA, 1227 nt
Organism: Ylistrum balloti
Lineage: Eukaryota; Metazoa; Mollusca; Bivalvia; Pectinida; Pectinidae
Product: bone morphogenetic protein 2-like
Exons: 2
Coding region: 1-1227 (408 amino acids)
Biological process (GO): SMAD protein signal transduction
Cellular component (GO): extracellular region
Molecular function (GO): cytokine activity; growth factor activity
Source: RefSeq, a predicted model, not a curated record
AUGAUAUUAUAUGUUUUACGUAGAACCGUGGUUUUAACGGUCCUGCUCGUAGCAUUACACUUAGCAAUUGUUACAAGCAAACCAGCAUUGUUAGCUUCUAAACAGGUGUCAGAGGCUGAGAGAGAAAUAGACCUAUCUAAACUUCGGAUUGAAGCUUUUAAACAAAGCAUACUUGAACAGAUAGGACAUUCCUUGCCAUCGAAUGUUUCUAAUGUUACCCACAGCAUAGAAACCAAACGGCAAAAAAUUAGAGAAUUCAGGGAUUAUCUUAUCAGUAAAAACGACAUGCAGCAUUUACCUGAUAAAGAAGAAAUGGAGUCCGAGACGAAAAGAAUACAGCAUACAUAUAAAGGCUACUACAAACAACAGAGAUCAGACAUGAUCAACCUGGAUGGACCAAUUGUGUUCUAUGACAUCCAAGAACAAGUUUCAAAGGAUAUAUACAAAGAACUUAUUGUGUUUUCUGCAACUUUGCAGUUAUUCAAAAAACAGAGAAAUGAAUCUGGUUCAAAUAUAAGACAUAAUUCUUCAAUGGACGUCAAAGUAUUUAAUGUUGAACUAAAUGAAAACUCAGAAUUAGUGAAAGGAAAGCAGAUCUCCUCUAAGACAGUUGAUGUUUCUGUAUCUGGAUGGGAGGAUUUUGACAUAUCUGAUGCAGUACAGAACUGGAUAGAUAACCCACAGUCAAACCAUGGAGUUAUGGUAUCGUCAAAUACUCAUAAUAUCACACAAUUCAUCUCUUUCAAUGACGAGAAUUUAUUGUUAAGAAAUUUACAUAAUGACGAAGGUAAAGCUCCACAUUUACCGGUACAUUUGUCUAACAAUUUCACUCCAGUACUUAACAUGGACGCAGAGGAAAGACCAAUUCUGAAACGCGCCAAGCGACAGGCUGGACGUCGUGAUUGUACACAUGGUGACGGAGAGGACAGGUGCUGUAGAUUUAGAACUCAAAUCAAUUUUCAUGACAUUGGCUGGGAUUGGGUUAUGGCUCCCACAGAUUAUGAAGCUUUUCACUGCGAAGGAAGUUGUCCGGAUCGCUUUAAAAUGGCAAGCACUUUUACAGGAAUCAAAUCAACUCUUCAUAAAAUGGACCCUUCCCGUUUUUCGGCACCCUGUUGUAUACCAUCAUCAUUCAAACCCCUGACAAUCCUUCACGCAAAUUCGUACAACACUUUAGUUUUUACAGAUCUGGCUGAUAUGGUCGUUCAAGACUGCAAAUGUGCUUGA